UGGAUGAAAUUGUUGGAGGUCAGCCAGCCAAUGGAUCUUGGAAUAGUGAAUUCUUCCUCUCCCCAGGUAUCUUGUUAACAUGAUGGAGGAGGAAGAGAUGGGAAACAGGUUUGAGAUUUUCCCCUGGGCCUUCGGCCAAAACCGGAAAAGUCAGUUUCCCGCCUUCCUCAAGAAGAAGGACCAGCUCCGGGCACGGAUGCAGUACAGGACUGCUGUGAGCCGCCGCUGCUGUGAGGAGGUGAUGGCCAUGGUACCCUCCCACUCUCUGUGGAAGCGGGAGCGCCCCGAACAUCACAGCGGGGCUCAGCGACACUACGGCAGGGAGGGCUUUCUGCGGCCCCGGCGGCCAUCAGCUCUACCCAUCGCCUGCAUGCUCUGCAGCAGGAUGACCGGCCAGAACCAGGAACCCUGUACUUCUGAGCACGCAGGGAGCCCAGAGUGUAAGUAUGAGCUCUAA
Molecule: messenger RNA, 457 nt
Organism: Paramormyrops kingsleyae
Lineage: Eukaryota; Metazoa; Chordata; Actinopteri; Osteoglossiformes; Mormyridae
Source: RefSeq, a predicted model, not a curated record